Engraulis encrasicolus (European anchovy) is the source of this 3396-nucleotide messenger RNA. It is a transcript of the gene sltm, whose product is annotated as SAFB-like, transcription modulator. Gene Ontology annotation, cellular component: nucleus. Gene Ontology annotation, molecular function: sequence-specific DNA binding; RNA binding. Gene Ontology annotation, biological process: regulation of transcription by RNA polymerase II; regulation of mRNA processing. Bases 4 to 3321 code for a protein of 1105 amino acids. The record is from RefSeq and is a predicted model, not a curated record. NCBI's taxonomy places the organism in Eukaryota, Metazoa, Chordata, Actinopteri, Clupeiformes, Engraulidae. The transcript is spliced from 20 exons.
CAGAUGACCAGAUCCAAACGAAGCAAACCCGUGGUAGCAGAAGCUAAAAUGGCGUCGGGUGCCAUUUCAGUGGAGUCGAAGAAAAUUGUGGAUUUGCGCGUCAUUGAUCUAAAAACAGAGCUCAAGCGAAGAAAUCUAGACAUUGCUGGCGUGAAAAAUGUUCUAAUCGCCAGAUUGAAGCAGGCCAUUGAAGAUGAGGGGGGAGACUCAGAGAACAUCGAGAUCCCCGUCUCUGGCGACACGCCCACACGCAAGGGCACCAAGCCCAAAGGAAAGAAGGUGGACUCGGACACAGACAACACAGCUGAGGAAGAGGGCUUCAACAAGGAGAUGGAAGAGGAGGAGUCCGAGAAAGAUGUCACUGAGACCGAUGACGGUACUCAUGACAAUUCUAAAGCGCUAGCCAGCGAAGACGACGGCCUCGCCGAGGCCGAGGUGGAGAACGGGAACGAGAACGGCGAGGCCGCCGCCGACGAGAACGAGACGGGAAGCGAAGCUCCUGCCGAGGCUGAGGCGGAAUCCGAGGGCGGCCCACAAGAGGCCGAGACGGAGCCGGAGCCGGAUGCGAGUGCCGACGCUGACCCCGAGCCCGAGCCAGAACCUGAACCCGAGGUGGAGCCGGAACCGGAGGUGGAACCGGAGGUGGAGGAGGAUCACAUAUCCGUCACCAUCCAGGCGGAGGACGCCAUCACGCUGGAUGUGGACGGAGACGACCUGCUGGAGACGGCGGCAGGUAAACAUGUGGUGAGAGUUCCAGAUGCCGAGGCGGCUCAGGGCGCUAGUGCCGGCGGCAACCAGCCCUGCAGCCAGACGAGCCCCGGGCGCCGUGACGACACCAACGCGGCCGCCACCUCCUCCUCCGGCAAGGACGCCGCGGCCGGCCACAAGGAGGCCAGCAAGAAGGAGGACGCGGCCAAGCCAGACGCCUCCUCUUCCUCCUCCUCCUCCUCCUCCUCGGGCAGCAAGAAGGAGGGCAGGGAGGCCUCCAAGAAGACUGAGGCGGCUGACAAAGAGAAGGAGGCGGGGAAGAAAGGCCCCUCGGCGACAGGGGCCGCAGGUCCAGUUAAGAGCUCCUCCAAGGACAAGGACGGGAAGCCUGCUAAAGACGACAAAGGUGGAGCCAGUGGGGGCGGGGCCGGCAGUUCCACCCGCAACCUUUGGGUGAGCGGCCUGUCGUCCAACACCAAGGCAGCUGAUCUCAAGAACCUGUUUGGAAAAUACGGCAAGGUGCUGAGUGCCAAGGUGGUGACUAAUGCGCGUAGUCCGGGCUCCAAGUGCUACGGGCUGGUCACCAUGUCCUCUAGUGCGGAGGUGUCCCGAUGCAUCUCACACCUCGACCGCACAGAACUACACGGACAACACAUCUCUGUGGAGAGGGUGAAGAGUGACCCGUUUAAGAAGGAGGGAGAGGACAAGAGCAGCUCAGCUAAGUCAUCUGGAGACAAACGCACCCCCACCAGCAGCAAGACCUCUAGCAAGAGUCCUGCGUCGUCUAAGAAGGAUGAGAAGAAGGGGAGCGACAAGGGAAGCGAUAAGGAGCCUAAAGAGGCGACUAAGAAGACAGCUGACUCCAAAAGCAGCAAGACAGACACCACACACACCUCCUCAACUACACCCGCUGACCCCGCCAAGAAGACCGACGACAAGAAGAAGCCAGGUACACACACACACACACACACCUCCUCAACUACACCCGCUGACCCCGCCAAGAAGACCGACGACAAGAAGAAGCCAGGUGCGUCUCCCAGGGCCCCCAACAAGUUGGUGGUGAUCGACCACACGGGCCGAGAGGGCUUCAACAGGGCCCCCUACGUCAGGAGAGGAGGACGCUUCGAAAAGGUGGAGGUGAUCAAGUCUAAGUUGCCCAGUAAAGACAUAUUGCCCUUUGACAAGAUGAAGGAGCAGAAGAUGAAAGAGAGACUCGUCAGACUGGAGCGCUUCCACAGAGCCAUGGAACUACGCAGGCGUCGUGAGAUGGCGGAGCGUGAGCGUCGUGAGCGUGAGCGCGUGCGUCUGAUGAGGGAGCGCGAGGAGCGCGAGAACCUGAUGAGGGAACGCCAACGCCUAGAAGUGGAACGCCAGAAACUAGAACGAGAACGCAUGGAGAGGGAGAGACUGGAGAGAGAACGCAUACGCAUCGAACAGGAGCGUCGUAAGGAGGCGGAGCGUCUGGCGAGGGAGAGGGAGGAGCUUAGACGGCAGCAGGAACAGCUGCGAUACGAGCAGGAGAAACGCAACAACCUGAAGAGAACCAGAGACCAGGACAACAGGCGUGAUGACCCGUACUGGAGUGGCGGGAAGAAGGCUGCUGUGGAGGGAGAGGGGGGGGGUCGCCUGAGUGGGGGGGGCUCGGGCUCCGACUACACCCGACAGCAGGGACGCUUCAACGACUUCAACAACCCCCGCGACCGAGAACGCAACACACGCUACCCAGACACCACCAACACACCCAACACCUUCGACAGGCGUGGAGGAGGAGGAGGUGGUGGAGGUCGUUUUGAGGGCGAUAAGAAGUCUCGUGCGGGCGGAGCUGGUGGCGGUCGUGGUGGCGGCGGCGAGGGUUCCGGGGGCUUCGAGCGCUACCCCCCUAAAGCGUCCUACCCCCCCAAAGCCUCUUACGAGACCGUGCGCCGCCAGGAAGCUCCGCCCCCUCCUCCCCCGCGCCCCGAGAUGAGGGACUCCGACCGCCGAGCUCCAGACCACACCCACCGGGCCCCAGAACACGCCCCCAGACGCAACGUGGCCAUCCCUGAUAGGCCAGCGCCCAGGGCCCCGCCCCCACCCAGCCUCACGCACACACACACUCACACACGCUCCCCACGAGAGCCCACACACACCCACACACACUCUCACGCACACACACACUCCGGCUGGAAGGGAGAGGGCAGCAUCAGCUCCAACAAGGGAGACAUGAGGGGUGGUGUUCGCGGCGUGCAUGCGGAGCGUGCAGGAGGUCGUGACGGCCCCAGUGGCCCCCUGAGAGGAACAGGAGCCGCCAGCAGAGGGCGCUCAUCAUUCACAUCAGGCAGCAUGGACACACAGCACUUCUCUGGUAGUCGUCAGGUGGUUGUCGAGCGUCACGGCAGAGAGGCGGGGCCGAGGAAGGAAUGGGGCGGGGCCUCCCACAGCAGCCACGGUGGCCACGCCCCCUCUAGCUACAGCAGCGAACCACGACGCAUGGACACCUCUCGACCAAUCAUGAACAGCCAUUCCUCCAGCGGUGGUAUGAAUCGCAUCGUGCAGAUCACCAACUCCUCCCUGUCUCCUGGCAACGUGGGCGGCGGCUUCAAGUCCUUCAAAGGAGCUCCGCGACGCUUCUAGAACCCUCAAGAACCCCUUGGCCCCGCCCCCACACCCAUUGACUCCGCCUUCAUGUCCCUUGACCCCCCCCCCCCC